Moneuplotes crassus is the source of this 882-nucleotide messenger RNA. The record is from the annotation of a GenBank genome assembly. Lineage: Eukaryota; Ciliophora; Spirotrichea; Euplotida; Euplotidae.
AUGUCAGACUCAGACGAUGAUCUCCCUCCUCCUCUUGAGGAUAUGACGGAAAAGGUUGAGAAAAUGUCGAUCAGAAAGCAAAACUACCUGAAUGUUGUAAAGGACAAAGAGGAGAGCAAAAGUUAUUGCUCCUCUGAUUUUUCCCAACCUACUGUAAUCCCUUCAUCAGAAACUGUGAUUCAGGCUAGUGAUGAACUGAAGGAAGCCCCUACAAAGAAGUCAUCACCCCCUGCUGUCAAGAAAACGACCAAAAAGAAGAAAAAUGCUGGUUUUGGAGGUUUUGCUACAGGCUUCCUGAGCAACCCGCCUCCUAAGAAAAAGAAGAAGACCAAGAAGGAACCGGAAAUUGAAGAUAUCUCCCAUAUUAAGGCUAGUAAAGAAGAUAGUAAGGAAAGCCUAAAGUUCAAAGAAGUGCAGGAUAAUAUCAAGAAUAGUUCUGAAGAAUGGUGAACUCCUGACUUGCUUUCCAAGAUCAUUGGGAAUCCCACACUAAGGAAGGCCUUCACAGAUCCAAACUAUAAGCAAUGAAUAGAGAUGCUACAGAAAGAUCCUAAGGAAGCAGUAAAGCAGUAUGGGAGCAAUCCUGAAUUCGUCAAUAUUAUGACAGAGUUUUCCAAAAUGAUGGGCACUCAUAUGGAAAAAGUAGCUGAUGAGCAGAAGAAAAAGGCUGAGGAAGCAGACCCUGCUCUUGCAGUUAUUAAUAAUGACGAAGAAGUUAAGCAGAUAUUACAAGACCCAAAAGUAGAUGCCUUCCUCAGACACCUACAGACAUCAGGAGGGGCUGAUCUACACUAUGUCAUGCAAAACGAUCAUUACCUAGGAGAGAAGUUGAAAACUUUGAUUCAGAAGGGAGUUCUUAAUGUCCAGAGUACCCCCUUCUAG